This is a messenger RNA of Exophiala oligosperma, 1603 nucleotides long. RefSeq names its product methionine aminopeptidase 2-1. The record is from RefSeq and is a predicted model, not a curated record. The transcript has a single exon. Lineage: Eukaryota; Fungi; Ascomycota; Eurotiomycetes; Chaetothyriales; Herpotrichiellaceae. Bases 85 to 1419 code for a protein of 444 amino acids. Gene Ontology annotation, biological process: proteolysis. Gene Ontology annotation, molecular function: metalloaminopeptidase activity.
AUUCUCUCCCCUCGUUGAACCAAACACUCCUUCUGCGUACGCUGUGUGUGUAUUGUUGUUGGCACAAUCCCAAUCUUCCGUGCCAUGGCAUCCAAAACUGCAGACGAGCUGUCCAAGCUCGCUCUGAACAAUGACGGCGCCAACCCUCAAGCCAACGGCGCAAACGGCACCAACGGCCAUGUCUCAGACCAGGACGAGUCCGAUGAAGACAGGGACGACGAUGCCACCGCAAACGGCACCGGAAACACGGCAAGUGGUGCAGCAAAGAAGAAGAAAAAGAAGAAGCCAAAGAAGAAGAAGGCCGCUCCCAAAGUACAAUCCGACCCUCCACGCGUCCUCGUAAGCCAACUCUUUCCCAACGGCUACCCGGUCGGUGAGGAAGUCGAAUACAAAAACGACAAUGCCUAUCGUACGACGAAUGAAGAGAAGCGCCACCUUGACCGGAUCAACAAUGAUUUCCUGCAAGAAUACCGCCAGGGUGCUGAAGUCCACCGUCAAGUCCGUCAAUGGGCGCAGGCCAAUAUCAAGCCGGGCAUGACCUUGACGGAAAUCGCAGAGGGCAUCGAGAACGGCACCCGUGCGCUCACGGGCCAUUGGGGUCUCGAAGAAGGAGACAACAUCAAAGGUGGCGUCGGCUUUCCCACGGGACUGAGCAUCAACCAUAUCGCAGCACACUACACACCGAACGCAGGGAACAAGUGGGUGCUCGGCGAGCAGGAUGUCAUGAAGGUGGAUUUCGGUGUACACGUAAAUGGACGCAUCGUGGACUCGGCAUUCACCAUGACCUUUGAUCCCAAGUACGAUAACCUUUUGGCUGCGGUCAAAGAUGCGACCAACACCGGCAUUCGUGAGGCUGGAAUCGACGUGCGGGUGUGUGACAUUGGCGCCGCUAUCCAAGAAGCCAUGGAGUCCUACGAGGUCGAGCUCGAUGGCAAGACCUACCCUGUCAAGGCCAUCCGAAACCUGAACGGGCACGACAUCGUGCAGCACAGUAUUCACGGUGGCAAGAGUGUGCCGAUCGUGAAGGGUGGAGACCAGACCAAAAUGGAAGAAGGGGAGAUUUUUGCAAUCGAGACGUUCGGCAGUACUGGACGUGGAUAUGUCGUGGACGACUUAGAAGUUUCCCACUAUGCUUUGCGACCCGAUGCCCCCAACACGGCCCUGCGUGUGCAGAGUGCAAGGUCACUGUUGAACGUCAUCAAGAAGAAUUUUGGAACGAUCCCUUGGUGCCGUCGGUAUCUUGAUCGGCUUGGACAGGAGAAAUAUUUACUCGGGCUGAACAAUUUGGUCCAGUCAGGCAUCGUUGAGGCUUACCCGCCACUGGUGGAUGUGAAGGGCAGCUACACGGCCCAGUUUGAACAUACAAUCUUGCUCAGGCCAAACGUCAAGGAAGUUGUCAGCCGUGGUGACGAUUACUAGAAUGUCGGGAUCUCGUGAGAUGACCAUGGCCUAUUGAAGCCUCUGGGGAGGAGACAUCUUCAAGGCAAUGAAGGAACAACUCAAGGCCACUCUCCCAAGGUUACCAUAUUCAAAACGCAGUCGAUUAUCGACAUCCAUGGUUACACAUUAUGAAUUGAAUGAAAAGAAAAGCUUCCGUUUCGCU